Messenger RNA from Cyanistes caeruleus (blue tit), 2493 nucleotides. RefSeq names its product RCC1 like (gene RCC1L). Gene Ontology annotation, biological process: positive regulation of mitochondrial translation. Lineage: Eukaryota; Metazoa; Chordata; Aves; Passeriformes; Paridae. The record is from RefSeq and is a predicted model, not a curated record. Gene Ontology annotation, molecular function: rRNA binding; guanyl-nucleotide exchange factor activity. Gene Ontology annotation, cellular component: mitochondrial inner membrane.
AUGGCGGCAGGACAGCAGUUCCUCCCUGGUGGAUAUUGGGCCGCCCCGGUGUUCCAGUACGUGGGGAAGGCGGCCAAGCGCAACGACCGCGUGUUCGUGUGGGGCUUCAGCUUCUCGGGCGCCUUGGGCAUCCCCAGCUUCGUGAAGCCGGACGCGAGCUGGAAGAAGCCGCGGCGCAUCCAAACCACGCCGUACCGUCUGGAGACACAGGAGAAGAUAUCCUCUGCUGCCUGUGGUUAUGGAUUCACACUGCUGGCUUCUAAUACCAGAGACAUCACCAAGGUGUGGGGCAUGGGGCUCAACAAGGAUUCCCAGCUUGGAUUCCAGAGAAGCAGAAGAGAUCAAACUAAGGGCUAUGAAUAUGUCUUGGAACCAUCUCCAAUUCCAUUACCACUGGAGAAGCCACAGCAAACUCGAGUCUUGCAAGUGUCCUGUGGGAGAGCCCAUUCCCUGGUCCUGACAGAUAAUGAAGGAGUUUUCACAAUGGGAAACAAUUCUUAUGGACAGUGUGGCCGGAAGGUUGUUGAAGAUGAAAUUUACAGUGAAAGCCAUCUCAUUCAUCAGCUGAAGGAAUUUGACAGCAGAGUUGUCCAGGUUGUGUGUGGGCAGGACCACAGUCUGUUUAGAACCAAGAAAGGUACAGUCUAUGCAUGUGGAUGGGGAGCUGAUGGACAAACAGGUCUUGGACACUAUAACAUCACCAGUGUUCCUACUAAGCUGCAUGGGGACAUUGCUGGAGUAAACAUAAUCCAGGUCUCUUCCUAUGGGGACUGUUGUCUGGCUGUUUCAGAUGAAGGAGAUGUCUUUGGCUGGGGAAAUUCAGAAUACUUGCAGUUGGCAUCUGUCACAGAAAACACACAGGUGAAUGUUCCCAGGCAUUUGCCAUUCAAGAUUGGGAAGGUAAAGGAGGCUGCCUGUGGAGGGACUGGCAACAUGGUGCUGACAGAAGAAGGAAAUGUUUUUGUCUGGGGAUAUGGAAUUCUUGGGAAAGGACCAAAUCUAAUAGAGACAUCAGUGCCAGAGAUGAUCCCACCCAGCCUUUUUGGCUGGUCAGACUUCAGUCCAGACAUCCGUGUUGCUCAUGUUCGCUGUGGACUCAGCCAAUUUGCAGCACUUACAAACAAAGGAGAACUGUUUGUGUGGGGGAAGAAUCUAAGAGGGUGCCUAGGAACUGGAAGAAUGGAAGACCAGUAUUUCCCAUGGAGGGUGACUGUACCCGGAGAGGUGGUGGAUGUGGCGUGUGGAGUUGAUCAUAUGGUAAGCAUGGUCAGGUCUUUCACCUAGAGAUGUUGCUGGGUCUCAGCACUGUACCAGGGCUUGUUUUUGAGCUUCUUGGAAAGGAAAACUCAUUUUAUGGAACCAAGUGACUGUGAGCAGAGACAGCCAAAGCAGCGUCUGGGUGCCUUAUCAUCCCUGCCUUGCUGAAAUGCUGUGGCCUGGCUGCAGGAAGGAAGCACGUUCCCCGAGGAGCAUGGAGAUGCAGGGAGUGCUCUUGCUCCUUUGUGAUGAGCUCCCAGAGAAUCUGAGGCCCAGCCCCAAGCUGGUGAGCCCCUCUGUGCAUGCAGAGCAUCUCCCUUAAGGAAGACUGGCAUGGGAUGAAAUCUACAACACAGGACAUUGAAAUAUGGACAUUUCCAGUCACCAGUUCUGGAGUCAGUGUUGGGCAGAGCCAAACUAUUUCUCAAGGGAAAACUUGGGUGGUUUUUUAUUACUAUUAUGUGGAAGAGAGGUCAUGCUAUGUCUUGAAGCCCAGCACAGCUGUCCUGGGUGGCCAUCCUCAUCUGCCCUGUGCCCAGGCUGUUACCCUGUGCAGAAACUGAAUGCACAGCCCUUGCCUGGAGGCAGUGAUGUGUCUGUGGGCUGCUGAAGGCCUUCUGUAUUAGUGCUAAAGACUGAGCACCAAAGGAACACAUUCAAAGAGUGAGAGCCUGUUUGCAGGGGUAAGUACUAUCAAAUAAGACAGCAGGCUCUGUGCUGCAGGACAGAUGGAUGGUGACAAGCCAAUCUAGCUUAUUGAGGGAGGCUGGAAACAAAGCCCUUGAUCAGCUGCCUGCAAAAUCAGUGCUCAGGCAUGGAUGUGAGCAGUGCUCACCACCCCUCAGGUACCUUUUGUCUCCUUGUGCUGAUCACACAUCACUGCCUUUGAUUGUUUUUGGAUCCCCUACACUCUUUCUGUUUUCAGAGGUAUGGUGGCUCUCAGUUGCAAUUAGCUGAGGAUUUCAGGAUUGCCUAGCAGGGGAAGGAAUGGGUAAGAAGCAGAGCUACAUUCCUUGGUACCUUCUUAGCAGUAAGCUGAUAGAGAUGGGAUGCAACAGCUGUAUCUGUAGCAGGCACCUUCCCAAUCUCACACCCAAGUGUGGGGAACUGCCUCCUGUGAAACACUCCAAACAUCAGGCAGAGUUGUGACUUUUCUCUCUGUGUGGGAUAGUGUGCAAACUGUUUAGGUGGAAUCCAAGCUAGUAGGUUUUCAAUAAAGUGAUUAUAAAAUCUUUA